CGAGCUUCCAAUGGAAACGCUCUUCGACCGUGAACAGACGAAGGAGGAAGAAUCGAGAAGGUCUCGGGACCGAGUCCCUCCGAGUGCUUUUCUCUCCCUCUCUCUCGAAAGUGCGAUGCGGUGAUGAGUGCCUAUGCUCAGGAUACGACGUGAAGAUUCGCAUUCGUUUUCCAGUCGCAUAAAACCGAACCGGUUUUGUUGUCGAUCCAAAUCACUUACCUGGCCCGUGAAAUCGACCAUGAAAACCGGAUCCUGGACCUUCCUCUGCGUUUCCAUCCUCUCACUCACUCCCUGGACGACAGGACGCCAACUCUGUCCAAAUGAAGUGGACCUACGCCCCUGCACCUGCUUCAGCAAUUCAGACGGCGAGGCGACAGUGGAUUGCUCGGACGUCGCGACGAGUGGGGAGAUCUGGUCCGUCUUCAAUAAGGCGCCCUGGCCCUCCAGUCGACUCCAGCUAUUCUUCCUGUCCCUCAACACCAAGUUGAAGGAUCUUCCCGACGGGGCAUUCGGAAACAUCUCUUUCGCUUCGAUGUAUCUGACCCUCACCAACCUCGAGACGAUCGCUCCCUCGGCCCUCCUGCCCUCCCGGGACCGACUCGCCCACCUGGCCAUCGUGCACAGCAGCCUCGAGGAGUUUCCCUUCGAGCUUCUUCCGCGAAUGCCACGUCUCCAGAUUCUCCAUCUCUCGCACAAUUUAUUGACCUCGGUCCCGCCCCUUCAAAGUCAAAGCCUCCAGGAACUUAAUCUUUUAAAUAAUCAUAUAUUGAAAGUGGAGGAAACCGGAUGGGCCACUCCCAACUUGAAAGUAUUAGAUAUCGGCAAGAAUCCCCUGUCGAGAUUCCCUUCGGGAAUCCUGAAUGGCCUGGAGAAACUGGAAGAAUUCUCGUGCAGCGAAUGCAAUCUGGGUUCGACCCUUUCCAGAGGGCUGCUGGAUUUCCGCAGCAGGGCCUUGAGGGUGGUGCAUCUCGAUGGAAACAAUAUCUCGAGACUGGAACCAGGAGCUAUCACAGGGCUGCAACCUAAUACGAGUGUUUACCUACGAGGCAUGGAGAAUUUGGCCUUGUCCGAGGACAGCUUCCGCCCCAUGCUGGAGGUUCUUACGCAGGGAGAUGGGGUUCUUAUACUCGGGAGGAAAUUAUUCGGUUGCGAUUGCGACGUUGCGUGGUUGGUGGCCGAUCGGACGUUCCUGAGGAGCAUCGAUGGAGGCUGCUCGAGUGGAACGGAGUUGAAAGACUUGGAGUCGGAUUCCAUGAAAAACUGUCCUCGACCUUGUCCUUAUUGGUGCGUCAGUCGCAAAUUCAUGUCCCUCUGCACACCAGGGACAGCAAUUCUAUCGAAAGUGGAUGACUGUCGAUCUAAUGAGGUGGAGACCGAAUCAAGAGAAAGAGCAUCAGGACCCUCACCACCAUCCAAUCCCGACCCGAAAACAGAGCGCACCCCGUGCAGCCCAACGAUCGGAUUCUGCUUGAGUAGUCGGCACUCAUACUGCCGGGCUGAAAAUGAAUGGGAAUUGACGGAUCUUUUUUGGUGCUCUGGAGACCGUCUUUGCUGUGCUUCGAAGACGGCCGUGGAGAAAAGGAAAAUGGAGCUGCUCUCCAACAAAAAAUGCGGGCAGAGGGUGGAACCGGCACGGCAGGGAAGGUCGGCAGGGGGCAGUUCCUCGUAUAUUGGAGAGUGGCCAUGGCAGGCUGCGAUUUAUGAUGUCUCGAGGGAAGAAAUCAUUUGUGGGGCGGCACUCAUUCGGGAGAAUUGGCUUCUCACGACAGCUAGUUGUCUGAACGUGAAGGGGUCCCGAAUAUCUCGGAGACCGAAUGAAUUCAUCGUUUAUCUAGGAAAAUACUAUCGAAAUCAUUCCCUGGAUGAUGGAUUCGUACAACGAAGACAGAUGUCUAGGAUCAUCCUGCACGAAGACCUGAACUUACGGAACUUAGACUCGGACAUCGCCUUGGUGAGACUGACAGAGCCGGCAAUAUUGACCUGGCGAGUGCAGUUGGCAUGUCUCCCGAAUCAGUUUCAUCCGUCAGAAGAGAAUCCCAACGAUGGAAAGUUUGGAUGGGUGGCUGGAUGGGGUGUUGAUGAUUCUGAUACGCCGAGUCACGCCCUCGCGGACGUGAAUAUUCCUGUCAUAUCCAAUUCCAAAUGCAUUCAGGACACCAUUUAUACAACAGGAGACCUUGCGAGUACUGGGAUCCUAACGUCCAACAUGUUCUGUGCCGGCUACGGCAUAGAAACUCCUCUUGAAGAUUACAAGACGGUGUGUCCCGGGGAUUCGGGUAGUCCAAUGGUGUUUUACUCUGAGAGCAGCUGGCAGGUGGAAGGAAUCGUGAGUCACUCUUUUUCCAGAGAGAGAUGCUCCGCGAGACGCCCUGGCCAAUAUGCCGUUUUCACCAAAGUCAAUCGGUUCAUUUCAUGGAUUGAGUCGAAGAUUGAGAACACACCAUGAAGGCCCUGGCAUCCAUCGCUAUUAAUUUCUACCCAGUGGUACGAAGAAAUGAACUAAUGUGACUGCAAUACAGGAAAAAAAUCGCAACCUUUGAUGAACUUUCGCCCUCGUCGGCUCCAUUGGGUCGUUCUUUCGAAUAAAUGAAGACUAGCGGCCUGCGGCUGCUACGCUGGCCGUCUAAUAGUGGAAAUUUGAACCGUCUAUUGUGAUCAUAACGUCUCCUUGACAAUCCUCUGUUGACCUCAUUGCCC
Messenger RNA from Darwinula stevensoni, 2697 nucleotides. Lineage: Eukaryota; Metazoa; Arthropoda; Ostracoda; Podocopida; Darwinulidae. The record is from the annotation of a GenBank genome assembly.